Messenger RNA from Pochonia chlamydosporia 170, 3294 nucleotides. RefSeq names its product nuclear pore complex subunit Nup85. The transcript has 2 exons. The record is from RefSeq and is a predicted model, not a curated record. Bases 1 to 3294 code for a protein of 1097 amino acids. Gene Ontology annotation, molecular function: structural constituent of nuclear pore. Gene Ontology annotation, cellular component: nuclear pore outer ring. Gene Ontology annotation, biological process: protein import into nucleus; mRNA export from nucleus; positive regulation of DNA-templated transcription. NCBI's taxonomy places the organism in Eukaryota, Fungi, Ascomycota, Sordariomycetes, Hypocreales, Clavicipitaceae.
AUGGCGCAUCGAUUCAUGGUUCCCGAUUCCAGCCCCGCGCCAUCUACCCCGGAUAAGAAAUCGAAGAAUGGAAUGACCUUCUCAUUCCUGGGGGAUAAUCCCUCAACCACACCAGCGGGACCUCCUCCCUCGUCACAAGCCUCCUUCACACCUGCAGGCGCCCCAUCAGAAUCUUAUCUCGGCAGUUCAAUCAUGCGAGGUGUAAACACAAGUAGCAAGCCCUUUGGCUUCGCUGGCAGUCAAUCACAAGGUGCACCAGGGAGAAAUCUGUUUGGUCGCCCUGAACCCUCUAGUGCACCGCUGGGGCACUCCAUCAGAGGAACUCAACGGCAACCUUCUAACCUCAGCCAGCAAUACAGCAUCAGCGAUGAAGAAGAUGAGGAUGCUGAGGGUGAGGAUGAGCUGCCACCACAUAGCUUGUUUCGAAAAUCUAGCGCCUUCUCGCGUCACGGCGACGACGACGACGACGAAGAUGCUGAAGGCGACGACAUCGAGGCUGAGAUCCAACGGUACAUUGACGAGGAUAUAGAAGGUGACGAAGAUGCUGAGGGUGAAGAAGAUGAAUCAGAGGAUGAGGAAAUGUCCGAGGAGGGCUCUGAAGAGGGAGAUUUGUUUCUCAAUAUGCGACACGACGACCGGCCAUACGGGCAACCCAUUAUUGGAGAAGGAGACGACUUGAUGAUGUUGAAUACCCCGGCGGCAACAGACAGAGUUCGCAAGGAAGCCGAAGAUAUUUUCCGACGAUCAUCUGCACGACUUGGCGGCUCUAUGCGAAACAGAGAAUUCCAGUUUUCGACUAUUGCUAGAGAUAUUUACACCCAGCAAGACGCCGCGAGAAUAUCCGAGAAACCUGAUUUGAUCCUAAAGACAGAGGACCUCGUCUGCCGCCUCUACGAUGAGGGAAUCGGCGCUGUGGACGAUGCAGAGAAGAUGGAUAACUCAUUAGCCAACAUUACAUACCGGCUAGUCAAGCUCUGGAAUGACUACGUCGAAGACUUGCCGCAACCUGAAGGAGAGGACUUUGCAACGAUUGGGCCAGGAACUGACGCAGAACCUUUCGAAAGGGCAGCCUAUGUCGCUCAUUUGAUUCUGCGCAUGCAUCACACUAGAUUCGACAGUGACACGGAAAAUGAGAAGACGCCUCCCCUGCCUGAAGUUCUCUUCGAUUGGCAACAGGCUAGCCACAACUUGUAUCCCGACCAAAUUCGAGAAAUAAGUCGCUAUAAACCGGGACCGGCUUGCCAUAGCCUUUAUUGGCAGACCCUUCGAAACGCUUUGCUCAGAGGCGACGUCAGCGGUGCAUCUCAGCUUUUGAAGAAUGCUGGCUGGGAGCAUGUUCGAAGAGGGCCAAGGGGCGACAAGGCGUACACCGGCAAAGCCUUGGAAAACGUUCGACGCUUUGCGGAAGCCACCUGCGACAUGCUGGAGAAAUGCCCAGCCAUGGCCGGAGACUGGGAUAUCUGGAACAGCAGCUGGACUCUGUUCCGUGUCCAGGCUCGUGGAUCCCUGGACAGGCUUACUCUUUUUGCAGAGGGCCGUGAAACACGACUGACGGGGCCCAUGGACGACACCUACUCGCCAGAGCCACAGUCCAUGUCAACAAUGGCACGAAAGGCAUCGAGCCAGAUCCCCUGGGACGUGUAUGAAAACCUGCAAAUUGUUUACGGCAUCGUUCUUGGAAACCAUGAAUCUAUUUUAGAGACUGCCCAGGACUGGUGUGAGGCGACAGUUGGGUUAUUUGGUUGGUGGGAUGAUGGCAGUCAGCAUCACAAGAGUUUGAGGUUGGCUCAGUCUCGAGGCUUUCGAGCGUCGAUUGGAUCACAAUUUGGAGCCUCGUCAGACUAUUUUGAGCGCCUAGGCUCCGCAUUUCGCUUGGUUCUCCAGUCAGACAUGAGCCCGAAUCCUGUGAACCCCGUUGAAGUUGCCAUUGCCUCGUGCUUCGAAGGCAAUGUGGAUGGUGUCAUUGGCCUGCUGAGGAUUUGGUCGCUUCCUGUAGCCUCAUCUGUAGCCGAGAUUGCCUCACUUGGCGAGUGGCUACCGCCGACGGAAAUCGCAAAGCCUUUGCCGAUGGAUACCUUGGACAUGGACGAUCUUGCUUUGCUUGGAGUAGUCCCACCGUCGACUGAUGAGUUGGAAGGAAUAAAAGAUACUACUCUGGUGUUAUACGCGCGAGAAUUGGCUGGAAUUGAGCAUCUUUCUGCCCAAAGAGAUGGGUGGGAAAUGGCCAUUCAGGUGCUUGGUAGAAUGGACCUGCCACAGAAGUCGGAGGAGACUGUUGGAGAGCUCCUGAGAGAUUUGCUUGCCACACUAGACGAGAAUUCCAGCACAACAGUUGACCGGAUGUGGAGAAUAUUGAAUGAUCUGGGCAUGAUUACGUAUGCCGAGGAGACUGCAGAGACCUUUGCCGAUAUCUUAUCCAAGGAAUCACACAGAUUUGGCGAGGCACUGUGGUACUACGCCUUGUCACAUCGGCGAGACAGGGUUCGAGAGGUGUUGAAUCUUCUCAUUUCAUAUUCACUGAUUCAGUCGUCGGCUUUCCCGCCUGAGAAGGACCUGGAUGACGACCUCAAGAACUUACUUCGCAAGAGAACAGAGACACUGGAGGCUCGUGCGAAGCAAGAUUUAGAGGCUGCACAGCUGUUGGGGCGCAUGCUCAGUGGCUACGCAACCUUGCGAAAGUUUUACGAACUCCGUGACGAACUACGACCGGAGGAGAUUUCAAAUACAAAAGCGAAGACGCUGAAGAAGCAGGCUGGAAUUGCUUUAAUGGUUGUCAUUUCUAGUUCGGACGAUAAUAUUCGAGGAGGAUUAUACGAUGAGACGCGGGAUGCAGUUGUGAGCGAAGACUUUUUGCUAGCCCUACUCGGCGAGGCCACCGUCUUCAUCAAUCAGACGCCAUCAGUUGUGUCUCUUGACCAGAUUGAGAUUCUGCUCAAGGCCGUGGAAGACGUACAAGCUGUAGGAUCCCGGGUUUACGAGUCUUGCGAAUCCUUCUUCGAUUUGGUUCUCUCAUCAGGCCAGGGCCUGAAGGGGUCCACUCCCGCGGACCUCAUGAAGAAAUCUACGGCAUCACUAGGUGCGAGCAGCUAUGUGAUGAGUGGGAGCUCAAUGCUGGUCAGCCACAUGCACAAGUCGACAGUGGCUGGCGGCAAGAUCACUCGGGGCUGGGACUGGAGGAAGGGAUGGCAUGUGUCGACCAAGGGCGAGGAUGUGCUCCGAAAGCUGCGACUAGGACUGUCCAGGGACCUUGCCUCGCUUUGGUUGGAGGACGCGGACGGAGUUGCUGUAUAUUGA